AUGCCGCCCCACCCACUAUCUGGACCAGAGCCACAGUGGCCGAUACCAACGUUCAACCUCCGUAUCGAGGACCUUGCACAUCCGGGCACAAAGCUGUUCCUUGAUAACAUUCGUCCUGACGAGGCAUUACGCCAUGCCGUCACCACCGUCUGCACUUGGCUAUACACUGAACAAACGGUACCGCGGAACGUGCAGUUGAUCACACUCGUCCUCCGACCCAUGCCUGGAGUCGCUCAUACCUUCGGCUCUCCGACGACGAAGGAAAUACACUUCUCCCUGGAUCACAUCCGCAAUUCGCAGUCACGCGCCAAAGACGAGAUCCUCGGUGUCCUCACCCACGAGAUGGUUCAUUGCUAUCAAUACAAUGGCGAAGGCAAAACCCCCGGCGGUCUCAUAGAGGGCAUCGCAGAUUGGGUCCGUUUGAAUGCGGGAUACGCGCCUCCGCAUUGGAAGAAGGAUGCCGACGGUGAUUGGGACGGGGGUUAUCAGAAGACAGCGUACUUCCUUGACUGGAUCGAGGGUCGGUACGGAGACGGUUCCAUACGUGAGUUAAACGAAGGCAUGAAGGAUGUGGAGUACGACGAGCACAUCUUCAAGGACGUCACCGGCAGGAAGGUUUCUAAGUUAUGGACCCUUUACAAGGAGCAUCUCGAGGAGAACAAGUGAUCAACUUACUGCUGAUGUAUAUCUGAUAUAUCAUAUUCCAGAGCUCUCCGCCACAAUGCGGUAUUCAAGCGGUUUCAAGAUGUCAUACUGUGUUGCACUUCGGACUUUGC
Molecule: messenger RNA, 776 nt
Organism: Dichomitus squalens LYAD-421 SS1
Lineage: Eukaryota; Fungi; Basidiomycota; Agaricomycetes; Polyporales; Polyporaceae
Product: plant basic secretory protein
Exons: 3
Coding region: 1-666 (221 amino acids)
Source: RefSeq, a predicted model, not a curated record